GAAUAAAUUGUCUUGGCAGACGAUUCAAACUAUAGUGCUUUCCCGUCGAGCCUCCUAUCAUGCUGUCCAAACUUCUUUUUGCUGCCAUGGGUAGCAUCUUGGCUCAGAGCGCCGCAGUCCACGCAGCUGGAAGCAUCGGCUACCUCUUCACUUUUGGCGACUCAUACUCCCAGACAGGCUUCGACCCCAACGGUGCAAAGCCCUCCGCUGCAAACCCACUCGGCAACCCGCCCUUCCCCGGAUGGACAGCAGCUGGUGGUGCGAAUUGGGUUGGAGACAUUGUCAAAGAGCAAAACAACUCUCUCGUGCUGUCGUAUAACUUUGCGUAUGGAGGUGCUACUGUCGAUGCCAACAUCGUCAAGCCCUAUGCAAGCACUGUCUUGAGCUUCGUAGACCAGGUCAACCAGUUCUCUAACUCUGUUGGCAAGCAUCCAGCUGGUACCUCUUGGACAGCGCAGAAUACCAUUGCAGGAGUGUGGAUCGGCGUUAAUGACGUCGGAAACUCUUUCUAUUUGCAGGAUGCUGACGCGGUGGUUGAGAAGGCGACUACGAGAUACUUUGAGUUACUACAGGUUCUGUACAAGGCUGGCUUGCGCAAGUUUGUCCUGCUCAGCGUCCCACCAACCGAGUUGACACCAUUGAUGAUCCAACAAGGCGCUGACUCAAACGCUCUUCUCGUCAAGGCCAUCAAGCUCUACAACAGCAAGUUGGCCUCAAAGCUCAGCGCUUUCAAGAAAGCCAACUCUGGUGUCAAAACUCUUCUCGUCGACACGUCUGUUUCUUUCAAGAAAGCUAUCAACAACCCCAAGGCCUAUGGUGCUCCUGACGCAACUUGCUACAACAGCGAUGGGAAGUCAUGCCUGUGGUUCAAUGACUAUCACCCUGGAAUUGCUAUUAACCAGCUUGUGGCUGAACAGGUGGCGAAUGAACUUGAGGCCAAUGGCUUUGGAUGGUAAAGUCAUUAACGCUUAGACCGCUUCCUGUGAAGCGCACGCCACUGCCAGGCUUGUCGAAGCAAGAACCUUUUUUCGUUCAAGCGAACCUUGGCCUAGUUGGCUUAGCGUAUUUUCACGAAAGACAUAAAAUAAAUAUUACUUGCUUGAGCUUCAGCCUUCAACCUCC
Fusarium odoratissimum NRRL 54006 is the source of this 1122-nucleotide messenger RNA. RefSeq lists its product as uncharacterized. NCBI's taxonomy places the organism in Eukaryota, Fungi, Ascomycota, Sordariomycetes, Hypocreales, Nectriaceae. The transcript has 4 exons. Bases 60 to 956 code for a protein of 298 amino acids. The record is from RefSeq and is a predicted model, not a curated record. Gene Ontology annotation, molecular function: hydrolase activity, acting on ester bonds.